UUUCACCGCCCUUCCGCUUCUCUCUCUCCGUUUAUAAGCCACCCGCGCAUCUCCCUCCAUCUUCCGGAAUCCCACCACCCUUGUUCCUUCCAUCUCCCCGCCACCACAACCCGAGGAGCGCCAUGGACGACGACAUCGACAGCAGCUGCUCCACCCCCUUCGCCAGCGCGCCGUCCAGCCCCGGCAGGUCCCCCGCGACCGGCGGCGGGUACUUCUUCAGCGCCCCGGCCAGCCCCAUCCACCACCUGCUGCUCUCGUCCUCCUCGGCCGCCUCCGGUGCCGUGCACGGCGCCGGGUGCGGCGGCGUGGGCGACGCGGAGUUCGAGUUCGGUGGCCCCGGCGGCCCCAUGAUUUCUGCCGAUGAGCUCUUCCACAACGGCCAGAUCCGGCCGCUCACCCUGUCCCCGCUCCCGGAUCUCGACCCCGGCAGCGACGACGACGACGGAGACUGCCGCCCUGCGCCUGUGCGAGGCCGCGAGCUGACACUGCGGAGCGGGUCUGUGCACCGCCGCACGCGGUCCAUGUCGCCGCUCCGCGGCGCGUCGCCGAGGCUCAAGCUGCUCAAUGCGCUCGUCCCCGCGCCGGAUCUUGGGUCGGCGCCGUCGCACUCGGCUGGGUCGGAGGAGGCUACGCCACCGGUCACCGCCUCGUCACGCUCGUCGUCUUCGUCCUCGACGUCAUCGUCCUCGUCCGCCUCGUCGUCCGUCCGCGGGUCACGGCGGUGGGUGUUCCUCAAGGACAUGCUCCUCCACCGCAGCAAGAGCGAGCCCGGCGGAGCCCACGCGCACGACGCCCCCGCCAAGCCCGAAAAGGCGUGGCCGUUCUCGCCCUCGUGGGCAUCAUCAAGAGACAGGAUCGCCGCCAAGCUCCGCGCGGCGAGGUCACCACCACCACCACAACCACAACAAGAACAACAAUCGCCAGCGUCGACGGAGGCCGCCGGCGGCGAAGAACCCCAGCCGCCGCGGGGGCGCGGCAGGGGCAAGCAGGGCAGGCGUCGUUCGACCACGAUAGCGGCGGCGCACGAGCGUCUCUACGCGGCGCCGAACCGGGCGCAGGCGGAGGAGAUGCGGCGGCGGACGUUCCUCCCCUACCGGCAGGGCCUCCUCGGCUGCCUCGGCUUCAGCUCCCGCGGCUACGGCGCGCUCCACGGCUUCACGAAAACCCUCAACCCCGUCUUCUCCCGGUAAAAACUAAAAAGCGAUGGCAGAAACGCCGCCAUCUCCAAAAUGGAAAUGAAAAGAAUGAGACCAAAAGGGAAGAGCUUAAUCAAUCAAGUUCUUUGCUGCUGCAUGUUAGUAAUUAUUUCCUGUGUAAGCAAAGCUUGUACUACUUGUUUUCUUUUUUUUCAUUUUCAUUUUUCUGCCUUCGAUUUGUGCUUGUGUUUUGUAUAGGCAGGCAGCGCGAGAGGGA
Messenger RNA from Oryza brachyantha (malo sina), 1413 nucleotides. RefSeq names its product formin-like protein 1. The record is from RefSeq and is a predicted model, not a curated record. Bases 123 to 1190 code for a protein of 355 amino acids. NCBI's taxonomy places the organism in Eukaryota, Viridiplantae, Streptophyta, Magnoliopsida, Poales, Poaceae. The transcript has a single exon.